Candida dubliniensis CD36 is the source of this 723-nucleotide messenger RNA. RefSeq lists its product as uncharacterized. The transcript has a single exon. Gene Ontology annotation, molecular function: intramolecular lyase activity. Bases 1 to 723 code for a protein of 240 amino acids. NCBI's taxonomy places the organism in Eukaryota, Fungi, Ascomycota, Pichiomycetes, Serinales, Debaryomycetaceae. The record is from RefSeq and is a predicted model, not a curated record.
AUGUUCAAGUAUUUACGUUAUUGUCGACCAGCGUUUAUUGUUUCUGCAGUUGCAGCUACGCCAUUGUUUUAUCCGCGUAUUUUUCUGGAGGUGAAGCAGGUUGUUGUUGACUCGUCGCUUAAUCCGUUUCCCACAGAGAUUAAGAAAGGGUUUUUUCAUAAUGAUUUUGAGCUAUUAGGUCAUGGAGUCAGGUCUGUCACGUUUAUCGCGUUUAAGGUUUAUGGAGUUGGUGUAUACAUUGCCAAGAAGGAUAUUCCCAAAGCCAGUACGUUGUUGGUGGGCAUGGCAGACAAGCUUAAGGAUCCAGAAGAGUCAGCCCAGGCUAUUGAGAAGUUGUUGGAUAAUGAUAUCAAAUUUUUGGUCCGUUUGGCACCCGUGAGAAAUACCGACUUUAAUCAUUUGAAAGAUGGGUUGAUUAAAUCGAUCUUGGCCCAUCCCAAGAGUAAGGAAAUGAAGGAGGAGUUGGGUAAUGGGCUCGAUGAAUUGAGAGAGGCAUUUACUAGAAAAGGGACAGUUCCAAAAAACCAUUUGUUGUAUUUAGAGAUGCUUGAUGGGGGGAAGUUGGCAUUGAGUUAUGUCAACCCCAAGAAGAAAGAGUAUAAGAUGGGGGAGGUUACGUGUCCGCUUGUUGCAAGACAAUUGAUGUUGCAGUACCUUUCGGGUGCCAAACCCUUAUCUCCAUCUCUACGCGAUAGUUGUAUAGAAGGAUUUAUUAAUUUAUAA